Molecule: messenger RNA, 1853 nt
Organism: Hyalella azteca
Lineage: Eukaryota; Metazoa; Arthropoda; Malacostraca; Amphipoda; Hyalellidae
Exons: 5
Coding region: 70-1311 (413 amino acids)
Source: RefSeq, a predicted model, not a curated record
AACUCAAAGAGUGUGCAGCGUUGGGCAAAGACGAUAGACAAGAAAAUCUGAUCAUAGAACUCUGUUAAAAUGAAGGGGUUGUUACUCGUGCUGAGUGUGCUCGCUGCAGCCACUGCCAUGCCGUCUGCUUCAGAAGAGACGUGCCAGGUGAUGAAAGAAACUUUCAUGAAGAAAAUUCAGACGCGAGUUGGUAAGGAGUUUGUUCCUCUAAGUUCGACGAAGAAGAGCAACUUCCACACCUGUGACAUCAACGGCAACCGAGCUCUCGAGGAGGCCGAGUUCGCGGGUUGCCUGCACAAUCUUGUCUCUGACGGAACUCAGUUCGAUAACGAUGCUCUGGUGAUCAGGCUCGGUUGCUUCCACAAGUUCCACCGACAAGCGGACAAGAAUGACGAUCAGAAAGUUACGAAAGUUGAGUUCGACAACUGGACUAAAUUAGGCUUCUUCGACAUCGUCUUGGCGGCGAGUGGACAGUCAACCGUGGACGGCGGCCCUGAUUCAACAGCAGUUGACGUCGUCAUUGACGAUACUCCUGUCAGCUCCCGACAGGUGAAGGAAGUCAAAGGCAUAAUCAAAGCUUUGAUCAAAGGCGACACUGGUCUCGCCAUUGUUCGUCUGUAUGGCUUAUUGACUGGUACCGACGUGAGCAACUACGACCCUCUUCUAAUCAAGGCCGUGAACAACGCGUUGGCGGCCAUCAGUGCUGGGGAUAUUCCCAGCGCCAUCGGCAACGUUUUCAGUAUCGUUGCUGGCGUUGUCGCUAGUGAGAAUAACAUCCAAAUCUCUCAAGCUACUAUCUCCUCCGUUGGCCGCCUCCUCACUGCAUUGAUCCAAUCAAACACAACGCAAGUCAACGUUGAAGUUUAUAUCUCAGUGUCCGGCAUCCUGACCGGCCUAACGCCCAUCAGCGAUGCCAGCGCAAAAGCCAUUGCCGAACUCGUCGUUUCCAUCAUCAACGGAACCAUUGGCAACGUUUCGACUGAUCAGCUAAUCAAGACUUUGGUCAUUGCUGCUGGAGAAGCCGCUAGCAUCAGUAACGAAGGCAGUCUUGCUAUUUAUGCUGUGAUUCAAGGCCUACGAAACAACAACACCGCCGAUGUCACUGCGAAUUUAAACUUGGCGAUUGGUGCUCUCCUGGGAGCCACGACAGGUGUUGGCACGGCUGCAGGUGGGGCUCUAGUCCAACUAAUUCAAGCUAUCAUUAUUAACGACCAAGUCAAUGCUGCACUUUACACCGCUAAUCUCUACACUGCGCUCACCGGAGGAGGCUGCACUCCGAAAGUUUUCUUGGGCAUACCACUCGGAAAGUAACAUUUCACUUAUAAUAUAUAUUGAUGAGCUGAUCUAUACUUGGAUAUUCCGGCUAUAACCUGACCAUGAACAUUUCUAACAAGACUCUACGUCAUCUCUGAUGAAAGUAAUUCUUUCCACCGUGUGUUUGAACGAUUUCAAAUGUCGUGUGCUCUGUCUUAAAAAAAAUAAUAAUCAAAGGAUAAAUGCAAAAGAUUGACCAUGAAGUCAAUCACGUUCAAUUGUAAUAAUUCAUGUAUAAUUUAUGCACAAUAUUUUUCUAACUUGAACUCCGGAAUACUAAUGAUAUGAAUUCUUACUAGAUACUAUACGUUUGCUUGAUCGUGUAUUGACAGAUUAUUCGUAUGUGGACGGUACAUUGGAAAUUCUCUUACCUUCGUCGUAUAUAUAAGACCUGCUUGUCGGGGAUAAAUUAAAUGAAAUUUUAUAUUUAUUUUCUUAGGGACACGAUGUGCUGUAAGCAUUCGAGUUUCAAUUGCUAUUUAAUGAAAAUUUAUAUGAUUUUCGUAAGCAGACUAAAUAUAUAAGCAUUCAUGCGAAAA